UUGAGCAGAGAAGAGAUUGGAAUUAACAUCUCCCCGAGGACUAGCCUCCAUCCACCUUUUGAGUUCAAAGGGGUAGGGGGUGUCAAUAGUCAAAGGAGGAGGACUAGUCCAUUGCUGUCCAUAAUAGAAAUUAAGCAUCAAGAUGGACAUAAGUCCUUACACUACUCCAAAGAAGCUAUCACCACACUCCAAUAACCAUAACAACAUCAUUGCCGAUGAGGCUGCAGCGUUAUUAGAUCACAACAACAUGCACCGCAGCAACCACAGCCACACUUCCACGAGCCGUUCCUCGGACUCAAGUGAGCCUAGUGAAGACGGUAAAUGGGCACCCAAACUUCUCAGAGAGUGUGCAAAAGCAAUAUCCGAGAGAGACUCAAGCAAAACGCACCAUCAUCUUUGGAUGCUUAACGAGCUUGCUUCGCCUUAUGGGGAUUGUGAUCAGAAACUCGCCUCUUAUUUCUUGCAAGCGUUGUUCUGCAGAGCCACUGAGUCUGGUGAGAGGUGCUAUAAAACUCUUUCCUCCGUGGCUGAGAAGAACCACUCGUUUGACUCGGCCAUGAGGUUGAUACUCAAGUUUCAAGAGGUGAGCCCUUGGACAACUUUUGGACACGUGGCGUCGAACGGCGCCAUCUUGGAGGCCUUGGAAGGGGAGCCAAAGCUCCACAUCAUCGACCUCAGCAACACGCUGUGCACGCAGUGGCCAACGCUACUCGAAGCCUUGGCCACGCGAAACGAUGAGACACCUCAUCUUAAGCUCACAGUGGUCGCGAUAGCGGGGUCGGUGAUGAAGGAGAUUGGUCAACGGAUGGAGAAGUUUGCAAGACUCAUGGGCGUGCCCUUUGAAUUCAACGUGAUUAGUGGAUUAAGCCAAAUCACCAAAGAAGGUUUGGGGGUUCAAGAAGAUGAAGCUAUAGCUGUGAACUGCGUUGGAACAUUGAGAAGAGUGGAAAUUGAAGAGAGGGAAAACUUGAUUCGUGUUUUCAAGUCUCUUGGUCCUAAAGUGGUAACCGUUGUCGAGGAAGAAGCUGAUUUUUGUAGCUCCAGGGAGAAUUUUGUUAAGUGCUUUGAAGAGUGUCUCAAGUUCUACACACUCUACUUCGAGAUGUUGGAGGAGAGUUUCCCUCCCACUAGCAACGAGAGGUUGAUGUUGGAGAGGGAGUGCUCGAGGACCAUAGUUAGGGUUUUGGCUUGCUGUGGUAGUGGUGAGUUUGAAGAUGAUGGAGAGUUUGAUUGUUGUGAGAGGAGGGAGAGAGGGAUUCAGUGGUGUGAGAGGCUGAGGAGUGCGUUUUCGCCAAGUGGAUUCAGCGAUGAUGUGGUGGAUGAUGUGAAAGCAUUGCUCAAGAGGUACCAACCAGGGUGGUCACUUGUGGUGUCUCAAGGAGAUGAACAUCUCUCAGGGAUUUACUUGACAUGGAAGGAGGAACCGGUGGUUUGGGCAUCAGCAUGGAAACCCUAGAAUAUACUUGAACUUGAAUCAAUGAAUGUGUAUGUGUAUCGAUCAUUGUAUCUAUUAUCUAUUAUCAAAUAUAUAUAUAUAUAUAUAUAUAUAUAUAUAUAUAUAUAUAUAUAUAUUUGUGUAUGUUUGGUAUAUGGUACCAUUACUAUAUAUAUAUAUAUUGCGGGGCUAAAGCUAUAUAGCUAUAGCAAGCCAACCUUAAAACCAAGGGAGCGAGAGAAGUACAAUGGAAAUUAAGGUGCUCUGGGGGAUAUAUACCAAUACCUUAUUAGAUGGAGCUAGCAAUGGAUGGAUGGAUCUGGAUUUUUCUUUUAACUUUCUCUUAUGAUUCUUGCAUACUUUGUAAUUUUUCUCCUGUCCAAGUUUCCUUUAAAGGGCAAGGUUUUUGCUUGGGAGUUUGUGUUGUUAGACUUUACACCUUUUUAUUAUAGUUAAGUUCAUUGCUUGCUCUUGUUUGAAGGUGUUUGCACUUGUGCUCUUUUUAUGAAUUCCAUGCCCGGCUUCCUUCCCUUUUUGUGCA
Glycine soja is the source of this 1976-nucleotide messenger RNA. RefSeq names its product protein SHORT-ROOT-like. The record is from RefSeq and is a predicted model, not a curated record. NCBI's taxonomy places the organism in Eukaryota, Viridiplantae, Streptophyta, Magnoliopsida, Fabales, Fabaceae. The coding region runs from base 143 to 1456 and encodes 437 amino acids. The transcript has a single exon. Gene Ontology annotation, biological process: regulation of DNA-templated transcription. Gene Ontology annotation, molecular function: sequence-specific DNA binding; DNA-binding transcription factor activity. Gene Ontology annotation, cellular component: nucleus.